GCCACCACCGGAGCCGCCACCGCAGCCGCCGCGAUGGAAAACUAUCGAAUGAAGAGCUACAAGAACAAAGCCCUGAACCCUGAAGAGAUGCGCCGGAGGAGGGAAGAGGAGGGGAUCCAGCUGCGCAAACAGAAACGGGAGCAGCAGCUCUUCAAAAGGAGGAAUGUGGAGCUGAUCAAUGAGGAUGAGUCCAUGUUUGACAGUCUCCUGGUGGAUCCCUACGUCACCUCCACGACGUGUGGGGAGGGAUUGAUCACAGGAGAGAUGGUGGAGAUGCUUUUCUCAGAUGACCCUGACCUACAGCUAGCAACCACUCAGAAAUUCAGGAAAUUACUCUCCAAAGAGCCAAAUCCUCCAAUAGAUGAGGUGAUAAACACUCAGGGAGUGGUGGAGAGAUUCGUGGAAUUCCUGAAAAGAAGUGAAAAUUGCACAUUACAGUUUGAGGCUGCCUGGGCCCUGACCAACAUUGCCUCGGGCACUUCCCAACAAACCAAAAUCGUCAUCGAGGCUGGGGCAGUUCCCAUCUUCAUAGAGCUCUUAAAUUCUGACUUUGAGGAUGUUCAGGAGCAGGCUGUCUGGGCAUUGGGGAACAUUGCUGGAGACAGCUCUGUGUGCAGAGAUUAUGUCCUCAACUGUGCCAUUCUUCCUCCCUUAUUAAUGCUCCUCACCACAUCCACCAGGCUGACCAUGACACGAAAUGCUGUCUGGGCCUUGUCAAACCUGUGCAGAGGGAAGAGUCCCCCUCCUGAAUUUGAGAAGGUGUCUCCCUGCCUGCCAGUGUUGUCCCGAUUGUUGUUCAACAGUGACUCUGACCUGCUGGCAGACGCAUGCUGGGCUCUGUCCUACCUGUCCGAUGGUCCCAACGAGAAGAUCCAGGCUGUGGUGGACUCAGGGGUGUGCAGGAGGCUGGUGGAGCUCUUAAUGCACAACGAUUACAAAGUGGCCUCUCCAGCUCUGAGAGCAGUUGGCAACAUCGUGACAGGGGACGACAUCCAGACCCAGGUGAUUCUAAACUGCUCAGCCCUGCCUUGCCUGCUCCAUUUAUUGAGCAGUCCCAAGGAAUCCAUCAGGAAAGAGGCGUGCUGGACCAUAUCCAACAUCACAGCAGGGAACAGAGCACAGAUCCAGGCAGUCAUAGAUGCCAACAUUUUCCCGGUGCUGAUUGAAAUCCUGCAGAAAGCAGAAUUCCGCACGAGGAAAGAGGCGGCCUGGGCCAUCACCAACGCCACGUCAGGAGGGACCCCUGAGCAGAUCAGGUACCUGGUGAAUUUGGGUUGUAUCAAACCUCUGUGUGACCUGCUGACUGUCAUGGACUCCAAGAUUGUUCUGGUGGCUUUGAAUGGGCUGGAAAACAUCCUGAGGCUGGGAGAGCAGGAAGCCAACCAGAGUGGGAGUGGGAUCAACCCCUACUGCAGCCUGAUUGAGGAGGCCUAUGGUUUGGAUAAGAUAGAAUUCCUGCAGAGCCAUGAGAACCAGGAGAUUUACCAGAAAGCCUUUGAUUUGAUUGAGCACUACUUUGGGGUGGAGGACGACGCGGGAGUGGCUCCCCAGGUGGAUGAAAACCAGCAGCAAUACAUCUUCCAGCAACCCGAGGCUCCCAUGGAAGGAUUCCAGCUAUAAUCCUAGGGAAAAAAAAAAAAAAAAAUCAAAACAACCCCAACUAAACCACCACAGACUUUCUGGAAAGUUUGGGAGAGCAGCUGCUGGUCCUGGCUGGGAAGGUUGGACACCCACUCCACCUGUUUAGGAAAACUCAACAAAUCCAAGCAGCGCUCCUGGAGAGAAAGGGGGAAUUUUUUUCUGCUCCUCUGUUUCUUUGGGCUGCUGCUCCACGUUGUUUUUGCAGGCAGGAAGGACACAGAGGUGACAGGUGGCACCUCUUGGUGGCUCCUUUUUUUUUGUGGUGGUGUCUCCCCAAUGCAGUUUUUACCUCGGGUACUCCAGCCUUGGGUUGGGUGAGGACACGGAGAGGAGGGAGCUGUUGUGGCCACAGUGAUUCUGCAAAAUGUGGGUUGAUCUAUUUAAAUUUUUUUUCUUUUUCCUUUUUUUUUUUUUGCACAUUACUCUUUGUUAAAGACUCUUUAAUAUGCCAAGAGCAAAGUUUAACCCUGGCCUUCCUCCUUCAGGUGGACAGUUCUGGUGAGCCCAGGACCAGUUCCCUGAUGAAAAAAUACUGAAAAUGGACAGAAAAAUGCAAAGUUCUCUCACUGCUGGGAAGUUAUUUUUUUUUUCCUGCUGCUUCCCUUUGUCUAGAUAUUUUUGUUUGUUUUUUUUUUUGAAGAACUGCUAGUGCUAUUUCCAAGGAUUAAAAACAAAGCAACAAGAGCCCAAAGAUGGGAACUGGGGUGGAUUUUUUUGGAGCAGGAAGCACAGCUGCUGUUGCACAGGUUUGGUUUGCAUUGUACUGACUGAUCUCAGAGCUCUGAAAUGCUGAAACCCACCUUCAUCUUUACUUGAAAUACUUUAUUUGCCAUGAGAAACGUGGGCUGAAUUCUGGGUUUUUCCUGCCUUGGGGUGGUUUGGGGUGCAGGAAGCUUUGGCUCCAACAGCACCAGGUUUUCAGGUUUACCUCCUGCUCACAGUCGGAUAAAUGCACAUUUUACUUCCAAAAAAAAUGGCAAAUCUCUGUAUUUUUUAUAUUAUAGAUAGGGAGAUAUUUGUCUAAUUGGGCCACAGAGCAAACUAUAUAUAAAAUUUCUGUAAAAAUAAGCACUGUGAGGCAGGCACACCUGGAAACCCCCGGGCUCAGGGCUGUUCCUGCUGCUCCUCCCGCUCCUUCCCCUGCCCGGGGAGGUGAACACGGAGCUCCCUCGGCGCCUUUUGAGUGACUUUGCCGCUAUUUCAGUAAAAACCGAGGAGCGAACACCGAUUUCGGGGGUGCAGGGGGGGCGAGCUGAGCCCUUGUUGUGGAACGAAUAAACUCCACCUGUGCUGGUG
Catharus ustulatus (Swainson's thrush) is the source of this 2937-nucleotide messenger RNA. RefSeq names its product karyopherin subunit alpha 6 (gene KPNA6). Gene Ontology annotation, biological process: NLS-bearing protein import into nucleus. The transcript has 14 exons. Gene Ontology annotation, cellular component: nucleoplasm; cytoplasm; nucleus. The record is from RefSeq and is a predicted model, not a curated record. NCBI's taxonomy places the organism in Eukaryota, Metazoa, Chordata, Aves, Passeriformes, Turdidae. Gene Ontology annotation, molecular function: nuclear import signal receptor activity; protein binding. Bases 34 to 1620 code for a protein of 528 amino acids.